AUGGGUAUUUUUGCUUCUAAUCUGCGUCCACUGGCCUUGAACUGCGCUGCUUGGGAACCAAGCCGGCUCAUCUGCCAAGUCAAGCCGCCCCAAUUCAAAAAGCCAGAUAAACCCACAAAAUUUCGCGAAGGCUCCGGUACAUAUUACCGCAACCAAAAUGCCUCCCGCCACCCAACCUAUCCACUGGAGCCAAUGAGCCACAUCGUUGCUUGUGGCAGUUUAAUGGGUAAUCUGCUCCUCUUCGCUCGAGGCUCAGACAAAACAUUCAGGAUCCUCGUCGAGGCUGUCGGGGACACAGUAUUCUUUCUGCGACGUGAGAAGUCGCCCUUCGAGACUAUCCCAGGUGUUUAUGGGUAUGGACACUCGUUUCCGGAGGCAUAUACAGCCUGGGCAUACGACAUGCGGGGUUCGGAGUCAUACCAGCGCAUAUUAGAGUACGAGUUUGCGGGUAUGAAGGCUUUGAUUAGAUUUGAAGGAGACGGCUUUUUGCCAGAGCGUGUUCCAGGUCAUGGGGACAGACCGAAGGCGCCGCCUUCCGGGCUUUCUUCAAAUUCUCAGUCGUACUCGGAUACUAGGUCUAUUCCUAGGGAUACGAUGGAUGAAGAGUUGCUCGAGUCGAUGGCCAAUACUGCAGACUCGGCUGCAUACCCAACUAAAUCGACAGAGCAGACAAAGUCUCUUCGUAUUGAGAAAAGGGGACGGCGCAUCCCUCAAUCUACAGUGUUCGAUUUAAAAUCUCGAUCAAGGACAAAGAUAGAUGCUGAUACAGCGUCAGAAGAGAUGCCCAGGUUGUGGGUUGCUCAGAUCCCAAACUUCAUGCUAGCACAUCAUGAAUCCGGAGUCUUCACAUCGAUCAAGAUCAUUGAUACAAAAGAUGCUAUUCAAGCAUGGGAGGAGGAAAAUCAAAAAGCCUUGGCAGAGUUUGCGGCCCGUUUGAGGAGGUUGGUGGCAUUUGCAAGGAGUAUGGAGAAGUUUGAGAUUGUUCGGGAGAAUGUUGGCAAAGAGCUUGAGUUACGAGAGCAGGGAGGGGAUAUCACUGGUGUAUUACCGCCUGAUUUAAUGGAGACAUGA
Penicillium antarcticum is the source of this 1071-nucleotide messenger RNA. RefSeq lists its product as uncharacterized. The coding region runs from base 1 to 1071 and encodes 356 amino acids. The record is from RefSeq and is a predicted model, not a curated record. The transcript has 3 exons. NCBI's taxonomy places the organism in Eukaryota, Fungi, Ascomycota, Eurotiomycetes, Eurotiales, Aspergillaceae.